Messenger RNA from Nicotiana tabacum (common tobacco), 1290 nucleotides. The record is from RefSeq and is a predicted model, not a curated record. NCBI's taxonomy places the organism in Eukaryota, Viridiplantae, Streptophyta, Magnoliopsida, Solanales, Solanaceae.
AUGAUCAUUGGUGGCGGUGAUGACACGGUAAUCAACCAUGUGAAGUUCACCACCACGCAUAAACUCAAACGGACAGUCGUCGACGAACGGUAUGAUGACCUCGAAGAUAGUAUCAUUUUUGAUAAGUCAGAUACCGACGGUUUGUCUAUCCCUCACUAUGAUGCUUUGGUUAUAACUUUAUGCAUCGCUGAUACUGACGUAAAAAGACUCAUGGUGGAUGACAGAAGCAGCGCGUGUAUGGUUCACCCACGAGUUCUCAUGCAAAUGAGGCUCGAGGAUAAAAUAAUACCGCGUUGCAUAACACUAACGAGUUUUAAUAAUGUAGUAGAGAAAACAUCUGGAGAAAUAGUGCUACCGGUCCUGGCAGGAGGGGUUACUCUGGAGACGACAUUCCACAUCAUGAACCAGGAAACGGCCUACAACGCCAUCAUAGGGCGACCAUGGAUACACGCCAUGCGAGCCGUCCCGUCCAGCUUUUAUCAAAGGCCAUCAAAGACCCCGGAUAUCGUAGAAGCUUGCAAGGCAACCAUAGAGGAUCUCGAUCCCGUCCAAUUGGAUGAUACCAAUAGCACGAAAAAGGCUUAUGUUGGACACAACCUCUCGGAGCCAGAUAUGCCAGGAAUCCCAAGGGAUAUCGCCACUCAUAGACUGAAUGUCGACCCACUUUAUCCGCCGGAACGGCAAAUGAGGAGAAAGUUCAAUGCCGCAAUCAAUGAGGCGGUCAACGAGGAGGUGGAUAAAUUACUUGCCAAUGGUUCCAUCAGAGAAUCAAAAUACCCCCAAUGGGUCGCUAAUGUGGUCAUGAUCAAAAAGAAGAAUGGGAAAUGGCGAAUGUGUGUUGACUUCACCGAUCUGAAUAAAGCAUGCCCGAAGGACUCCUUUCCAUUACCUCACAUCGACCAACUUAUUGAUGCUGAGCUUCUUAGACGCCUACUCCGAGACCACGUACCAGAGGUUAGUCACCAAAAUGUUCAAAGAACAACCCGGCAAGACCAUGGAGGUUUACCUCGACGACAUGCUGGUAAAGUCGACAAAGAAAGAGGAUCACAUUGGCCAUCUGAAGGAAGCCUUCGAGAUAUUAAGGCAGUACGGGAUGAAGUUAAUCCCGAAAAGUGCGCCUUCAGUGUAACUUCAGGAAAAUUCCUUGGUUUCCUCAUGUCACAAAAGGGAAUCAAAGUCAACCCGGAUCAAAUCAGGGCUAUCAACGCAAUACCAGAGAUACUGACCAGCAAAAAGCAGGUGCAGAAGCUAACAGGGCGAAUAGCCGCCCUAUCAAGGUUCAUUUCAUGA